Molecule: messenger RNA, 2338 nt
Organism: Eruca vesicaria subsp. sativa (arugula)
Lineage: Eukaryota; Viridiplantae; Streptophyta; Magnoliopsida; Brassicales; Brassicaceae
Source: the annotation of a GenBank genome assembly
GAUAUCUAGUUAGCGUGAUUAUUGUUUGGACCGACGACAAAUAUUUUAGCGUGUAGCCCACGAGGUCGUCUUUUGUGGGUCCCUUUUUUCUCCUCAGAACCAAUCACCGACCUCCGAAUCGUUUCCAGCCUCCAAAAACCCAGAACCUCCUCAACGAAACGGCGAGCCUCUGUACCCUAAGACCGAAUCAAACUCGAUGAAACAAUGCUCCACGGUCUGAAAACCAUACAAAACAACAAGCUUUCCUCUCGAGAAGCUCGUCUCUCGCCAUGACCCUCUUCUCUAGAUUCUUGGUUACUAAAAUUGCUACCAGAUACACACAAUCUCUUUACUCUAACCAGAAACGUGGAACAUCUGUUAGGGUUUCUCUAGUUUUGCCUCAGUUCAGAAACUUUAGUAAUGGGUAUCGUCAAAAUCAUUCAUUGGCCCUUGUCCCUAGAUCUAUAUGUAGUCGUCUUUUCUCACGAAGCUAUUCCAUUGCAUCUGCAAGCUAUGUAGUUAAACAACACGCUCAAGUCUCUUUGAAAUGGUUUCUUCAAAGAUACUCUCUCCAAUGGAACUUCCCUAGGAUAAGCAUGGUUGCUCAAGCCUUUUGCUUGUCUGUAGCUCGGUCACACUUGUUAGUACCUGGUGUCUUGGCUCUCACUUGUAGGAAAGUGGCCUGGGCGCAAAGACCGGCUCCAAAUCCGGUUAUAUUACGGUCUCCUCCUCAGCAGUUUUCUCUGUUUAGGAGUGCGGUGAACAUCCCUGUUGUUGUCUCCACUUUGUUGCUUUCUGCAAUGGAAAGUAUGGUUCUGUUCGGGAGAGCUCUCUACUUAGCAGUUUUGCUAUCUCCUAAUCUUGUAAUGGCGUUUUUGGAGUUUUCAUGCGGGCCUCGGUUUAGAAAGCUACGGCAUGAGGUCCUCCAUCGAACUCUGGAAAAAGCUGGUCCUGCUUUUAUCAAGUUCGGUCAAUGGAUUGCCACAAGACCUGAUCUGUUCUCCAAGGAUUUGUGUUUACAGCUUUCAAAGCUUCACAGUAACGCUCCUGAGCACAGCUUUGAGUUCACCAAAAGAACCAUCGAAAAUGCAUUUGGUCGUAAGCUCUCUGAUAUAUUCGAGGAUUUUGAUGAGGCGCCAGUGGCCUCUGGGAGCAUAGCUCAAGUCCAUAGAGCUACUCUGAAGUUUCAGUAUCCAGGACAAAAGGUUAAGUCCUCGGAAGUUGCUGUUAAAGUUAGACAUCCUUCUGUUGAGAAAACCAUGACAAGAGACUUUGUGAUUAUUAAAUUGGCGGCAAAGUUAACUACUUUCGUUCCGGGUUUGAAUUGGUUUAGAUUGGAUGAGUGUGUGCAACAGUUUAGCUAUUACAUGUUGUCUCAAGUUGAUCUAUCAAGGGAAGCUUCUCAUUUGAGUCGGUUUAUAUACAACUUCCGUGGAUGGAAAGAUGUCUCUUUCCCCAAGCCUGUCUUUCCUCUUGUGCAUCCUUCUGUUCUUGUUGAGUCAUUCGAGCACGGAGAGAGCGUGGCUCGUUAUGUAGAUGGCUCAGAAGGACAUGAAUGGCUUAAGUCCAAAGUAGCUCAUAUCGGAACUAAUGCUCUCUUGAAGAUGCUCCUGGUGGAUAACUUUGUUCAUGCUGAUAUGCAUCCCGGGAACAUUCUUGUCAGGAAGAACGGUGCUAAAAGAGGUCUGUUCAGGUCAAAGAAGCCACACAUUAUCUUCCUUGAUGUAGGCAUGACUGCAGAACUCUCAAAAACCGACAGAGACAACCUACUCGGUUUUUUCAAAGCGGUUGCACGUAGAGAUGGUCGGACCGCCGCUGAAAGAACGCUUAAGUUGUCUAAACAACAGAAUUGUCCUAACCCACAAGCCUUUGUCGAGGAAGUAGAAGAAGCGUUUAGGUUCUGGGGAACAGCAGAAGGAGAAUCAGUUCAUCCAGCAGAUUGUAUGCAUGAGUUGUUCGAGAAAAUGAGAAAUCAUAGAGUUAAUAUCGAUGGCAAUGUGUCUACUGUGAUGUUUACAACAUUAGUUCUCGAGGGUUGGCAACGGAAGCUCGAUCCAGGGUAUGACAUAAUGCGGACGCUACAGAAAAUGCUGUUGAAAACGGAUUGGAUGAAAUCACUUUCUUACACGGUUGAUGGACUGAUGGCUCCUUAGAUUAAAAAGUUUUAUUUUUAUUAUUAUUUAUUUAUACACAUAUUUGAAUCCCUUUUGAGAGCCAACUUUUGUUUUGACUAGAGUGUUGAAGAAACACAUCUUUUACAGAAAAAAUAACAAAAGAAAGGUUCAAUUUUUGUUUUUAUUUGAGUCUAAUCAUCUCUCUAAUUACAUGACACUUGUGUAUACACAUAUCAGUAUUUGUU